Messenger RNA from Mycena indigotica, 2304 nucleotides. Its product is annotated as Protein kinase domain-containing protein. The coding region runs from base 1 to 2304 and encodes 767 amino acids. Gene Ontology annotation, molecular function: protein kinase activity; ATP binding. Gene Ontology annotation, biological process: protein phosphorylation. The record is from RefSeq and is a predicted model, not a curated record. The transcript is spliced from 10 exons. NCBI's taxonomy places the organism in Eukaryota, Fungi, Basidiomycota, Agaricomycetes, Agaricales, Mycenaceae.
AUGAAGAUGAUCAAAACUCGGGUUUUCUUUUCCUUCCCAUCCCACUCUAUUCCUCUCCGACCCUCUCCCCCAUCGCGGGCGAUGCCGCCAGAAGUUUCGACUCCUCUGAGCUCUUUACAAAUGUUUGACCCGACUUCGCUCAGUCCAACAAAUCUUCCGAAGAAACUCAUUCUACUCACGCUCGCCCUCCUUGAUCCUUCAUCUCCAAAAUUCCACGAACUGUCAAGGGAGAUCCAAGUGUGGUCAGACAGAGACAUCGUUGCAAGCCUAGCAACAUACGCCUCGGUCGUCGAUACGUUAUUCGACGUCCUCAAGGAGGCACAUCGGGAUACUGCGAUCGUCCAGGAUGUUUUCGACAAGUUAUGCGAAGACAUUGAGGCCCUUCACGAUCAUAUGCUCGACCUGCUUCAUACCCCGGAUACCUACCAAGUCUUUCUUACAAGUUCGGAGGACCAAUCCCAGCAAUUGCUUGACCUACUCCAAGAACUGCUUGAUCUGUUUCCGGACUCGACGGAGCGACCUGUUUUGUCCAAAGCACUGCUUCGAAUUUCUCGCGCUUCAGGCCGCCUUCCGACUUGUUUAUCGCUGUCAGGUCUCCAAAAGAUUGGGAAGCAAGUUGCCGCUGGUGGAUUCGCGGACAUUUGGAAGGGUCUUAUUCGAGGACAAAGUGUCUCCGUCAAGAUCAUGCGGUUAUUCCGCGAUGAUGACAUUCGGGACAUUCUGCAAACCUUUGGUCGCGAGGCACUCAUCUGGAGACAGCUCUCCCAUCCAAACCUCCUGCCGUUCUUUGGCUUGUACUAUCUAGACAGCCGGUUGUGCUUAGUUUCUCCUUGGAUGGCCGACGGGCAUGUUUUGGAGUAUCUGAAAACUGCACCGCCGGAUACCGACCGAGUGUCUUUGAUGCUUGAUGUGGCUCUCGGCAUUGAGUACCUGCACGAAAAUAACGUGGUCCAUGGAGAUCUAAAAGCGAUGAACAUCUUGGUAACACCAUCUCAUCGUGCUUGCGUGGCGGACUUUGGACUGUCAUCCAUCACUGAUGCGAUGACGCUCAAAUUCCCGCAUUCAACCGCGAGUGUUCGGGGAGGAACGCCCCGCUAUCAGGCUCCUGAGCUGAUCAACACCGACAAUGUCAGCCAUUAUCCUUCAGACGUGUAUGCUUUUGCGUGCGUCUGUUAUGAGAUAUGGAGUCAACUACGCCCGUUCCAUGAGAUUAAUCAAGACAUCUGGGUUGGUAUCCAGGUCUUGGGGGGGCUUCGUCCUACCAAACCCCAGGACAUGGCGGAAGAACACCCUCUUUGGCUUUUGCUCCAGGAAGCAUGGGUGAAGGAUCCUACUGAGCGGCCAACCAUGACACACAUUGUCCAUCGGCUAGUCGGUGACUCAAUCGGCGCGACAAUUCGCUCAUACGGCUCAUCGGACUGGGACGAGACAUUCAGUUCGAGAUUCAGGCGGUCUUUCCAGCCUUGGCCGCUCUUGCCGUCUUUGGACAAAAUCAAGCGCCGUCUUGUGGGCAAUGAUGAGGAGCCUCAUAUGGACUCAGACAGUGCUUCAACCUCUUCGCCCAGACCAGAGUUAACUCCACUUCCGCCAAUUAGUACUCUGUUUGCAUCCACCGGAAGGCGACGACAGAAGAAGUCCCGUCUUCAAAGUCUGUAUCUGCCCGUCUCGUGCCUCACCGCCAACCACUACGUCCCCAUCCCGACAGACGACCCUGUAGUUGAGGUAUUCGUGUCCACUCACGACCUUGAAGUCCAUCGUGUUGGCUUGUCACACAAUCUUCCCUCCCUGCCGCAAAUGAGCCCCAGCUCUUCACAAGACUCCAGCCCUGUCGGCUCUCCGCCGCCAGCAGAGAGACUCCCGGAUUUGGAAACGUUGCGUCAAGACUGCCUGCGGAUGCUAUCAAACCCGCAUCCAACGCUGACCCCACGAUCAGAACUCGGUUUCUUGACCUCCCCUCAAUUGAACGCAAUUGACCUCGAGCUUGGUGGUCGCACUCUCAUUGACGAUGCUCCCAUCCCGGAAUUUCCGGCGACCCCACGCCUCAGCUGCAGCUCUUCCUUUGAAGACGAACCUCUUAUUGAUCCCUCGGAUCGAUGGUCAGAGUCAAAUUUGGUCGAUACUACCCCCGACCCGGCAGAGACACCGUCUCCAGGCAGCAGUGCAGGGCCGACAUCGGACAGUCCCCGGCUUAUAUAUGGUCCUCCACUCCGUUCGAAACGAGCAAGUGAUCCACUUCCACUUCGACUAGCUGCCAAGAGGCGACGGACUGAGCCAGCGAUGUCCAUUCGCUCUCUUUGCGAAUAG